AUGACUUUGCCCGCGGCGGAUGGCGAUCCCUUGGUCUACGCCAAAACUGAUAACUUACGGGCUUGCGUAAACUUACUUAAGGCAGUACACUUUCGUGAUAUUUCAACAAUCUUUAUCUCCAAAAAUGGGGUGAAGGUAACCGUCGAAGAUGCAAAAUGUGUCCAAGGAAGCGCUUUCAUGCAGUCGGAAAUGUUUCAGGACUACAGGAUUACGCAACCUAUUAUUGCAUUUAAGAUAAAUUUGAACGUUCUACUCGAUUGUCUAUCUGUAUUUGGUGUCAACAACAACAACUCAUUAACUUCGGUGAUCCUCUGCUACAAGGAUUAUGGUGGCACCCUAGAUCUACUUCUUGAAGACAGUGGCGUAGUUGCAGAGUGCAACAUAAAGACCAUGGAUGCCCUCGAAGUACUCGAUUUCGACUUCACCAGUAGUCAACUUAUCAGCAAAGUCAUCAUGAAGCCCGAAUGCAUGCGAGAGGCCUUCUCGGAGCUGGACGUAACUAGUGACGUACUCGAAGUCGCUAUCAUUCCGCCUACACUUCCACAACCACGUCUGCGACUCACCACCUACGGCUUUGCAGGCACGACACACUACGAUUUCCCUCGCGACUCAGACCCCGUCGAGGUGUUCGAGUGCUCCACUUCGGAGCCCUGUGUCGCGCGCUACCGCCUCUCCCUUCUUCGUCCCUCCACAAACCGUGCCUUAGCCCUCUCUUCUCGCAUCUCGUUGCGCAUGAAUGACCGCGGCUUCCUCUCGUUGCAGUACAUGAUACAAGCUGGGAGCAGCGACUCAACCUCCUCCUUUGUUGAAUUUUUUUGCGUUCCUGAUGUCAACGAGCCGGAUGAAUGUGGCUUCGUGAACGCUGAUACAGUGGCACAGCUUAGGGGUGGCGCCUCGUAA
Echinococcus granulosus is the source of this 900-nucleotide messenger RNA. Its product is annotated as Cell cycle checkpoint protein RAD1. The record is from RefSeq and is a predicted model, not a curated record. Gene Ontology annotation, molecular function: 3'-5' exonuclease activity. The transcript has 5 exons. Gene Ontology annotation, biological process: DNA damage checkpoint signaling; DNA repair. Lineage: Eukaryota; Metazoa; Platyhelminthes; Cestoda; Cyclophyllidea; Taeniidae. Gene Ontology annotation, cellular component: checkpoint clamp complex; nucleus. Bases 1 to 900 code for a protein of 299 amino acids.